This is a messenger RNA of Biomphalaria glabrata, 1385 nucleotides long. Its product is annotated as collagen alpha-5(VI) chain-like. The transcript is spliced from 12 exons. The record is from RefSeq and is a predicted model, not a curated record. Bases 173 to 1369 code for a protein of 398 amino acids. NCBI's taxonomy places the organism in Eukaryota, Metazoa, Mollusca, Gastropoda, Planorbidae.
GGUAAAUCAAUAGGGCCUAUUUUAUGCAGGUGGGAAAAAAAAGCUUUACACUUCCGGGUUAGCGUGUUUAUUUUACAGACAUUUCGACUUAGAAUAGUCCAAGAGUUGGGGUCGUUUUCUUGAGCACACAUCAUUACGAAUAAGAAUGUAGAAAGGUCAGAACUCUUACAGAAUGAAACACUUGGCCAGAUUUUUCUGCUUGUUUUCGGCUCUUGUGGGGCAAAUAGGGUAUGCCAGUCAAGGACCUAUUGAUUUAGUCUUUGUCGUAGAUGGGUCCAAAGAGUUAGAAUUGUAUUUUCCGCUUGCUAUAAAAUCAGUCGGUGAAUAUAUGGCUGAAAUCAACAUUGGACCCAAUAAGACUCAUGUAGGUGUUGUACUGUAUAGUACAGACGUGAGUGACUUUGUGCCACUGAUGUCAGAUGCCGAAGUCUUGAAAACAAGAGUUUUUGACUUUACAUUUCCUGGGCAGAUGAGGGCCACCGAUGUAGGCAUAAGAAAGGCAGUGGACAUUUUGACCAAGGAGAAACGUAAUGUUUCUCAGAAGAUGAUAUUAAUCUCAUCUGGGAAGUCGGACAACAGAUUGAAAACCAAACUGGAAUCUGAGCUUGCACAAGCCAAAGGCGUCGACAUUUGGGGUCUCGGAAUUUUUCCGUAUUUGAGCAUGACUGAAUUGGAAUCUUUAACAACCAACGGACCGAAACAGGCUUUUGAAAUUGAAAAUGUACGAGAAUUCUUUGGAGCCUUUACACAGCUAACAACAGGAGAAACUGACAACGUGUAUACAUAUCGUGAGCCAGUGGAUCUAGUAUUCGCUAUUGAUGUAUCGACCAAAACUGGAGAAUCAAACUUUCAACGUAUUAUGGCCACUGUCUUGAAAUGUCUCCAGAUUCUAUUCAUAGGACCAUCGGACACACAUGUUGGAGUAGUGAUAUCAACAUCUACCUCUUCCAUCCAGCUUCAGUCAGAUUACGAAACGAUCUAUUCCAGCGUAUCAAGUUUAAAGUUAUCCAACCGGGUCUUGACCACAGACACAGUUCUAGGUGCAGCAAUUGAUAGCGUACUUGCCACAGAGAGGCAGGUGCCUAAAAUUAUAAUUCUGAUCACCAAUGGGGACUACAUCAAUACGUACACAAAUGAAACUAAUGGACUAUUUUCAAGGUACGAAAAUGAAACUCACAGUGAAGCUUCAAGAGCGAGGGACCAGAACAUCACCCUCUGGGGAGUUGGCAUUGGCUGCGAGUUUCUUCUUAUGGAGGAUUUGUGUCGCAUCUCACAGGCAUUGUAUCUGAAAGAUUUGACCACAAACCUACAGACGUUGGAGUACAACAGGACAGUGGUCACAAACGGUAGGAGAACUAAAUGUGAAUGAGGAGGGAGGGGGGAGG